Messenger RNA from Eucalyptus grandis, 315 nucleotides. RefSeq names its product putative EG45-like domain containing protein 1. The record is from RefSeq and is a predicted model, not a curated record. Gene Ontology annotation, biological process: systemic acquired resistance. The transcript has 2 exons. Bases 1 to 315 code for a protein of 104 amino acids. Gene Ontology annotation, cellular component: cell wall; apoplast. Lineage: Eukaryota; Viridiplantae; Streptophyta; Magnoliopsida; Myrtales; Myrtaceae.
AUGAUAGCUGCGGUGAGCGACACCUUCUGGGCCGGCGGGGCCACCUGUGGAAGCACGUACAGGGUGACGUGCAUUGGCGCCGCCUACUCGGGCAUUCAAGACCCGUGUACGGGCAGGUCGGUUGAUGUCAGGAUCGUCGACCAAUGCCCAGGCAGGUGCGCCGACACCAUCGACCUCUCAAAGGAAGCUUUCGAGACCGUUGCGGACCCGGUGGCUGGCAUAGCUUUCAUGAAGCUCUAUGAAGACGAUGAACACCCAGCGACAAAGACUUGCCGGUCGUCAUAUUCUAACCUGGCGAAUCAAUGGAGGAGCUAG